AGAGAGAGAGAGAGAGAGAGAGCGCGCGUAGUCCGAGUCUCCUCGCGCUAGAGCUAUACGGUGAAGUGCGUGCUAGCGCGCGUGUCUGUACGUGUAUGUGCGCGUGUGUGUGCGGAUGGGAGCAAGCGCGAGACCGCCGCCUUCUUCAGCUUAGACUGGCUUUUACUGCUGCUGCUGCUGCUGCUGUUGGGAUAUUUAUCUACUGACGCGUCCUCUUCUGCUCUUCUUCACCCGCCUCAUCUUCCUCGUGCACAGGGGGAUCCGGAGUGAAUCCUCGCGCUGUGGCUCGUGCUCGGGUUUGUGCGGAUUGACAGCGCGCCGUUUCUUGCAUUUUUCCGUUUUUACUACCCGGGAACUUACGAGGCACGCCGCGAGCGAGCGCGAGAGCCGAGGAGGGAGCGAGAGAGAGAGCCGCAGCACAGGUCCAUAAUGUGUCCGAACUCAAGAGAAGCCUAAACACUGAUUGGCUGUGAGCAACCGACUGAGACUACUACUUCUUCCCCGUAGUAUCAAGAGGACAAUGGCUUCCCACGACAGAAAACUGAACUGUCUAAUAGUUUUUUGCUGCUUCUCCAUCCUGCUGCUCCCCCUGUCCGCCUCCAGGCCGCAGCAGCCUUCUGCUGCAUCCAAAGUGGACGAGGACUACAGGACAUUUCGUGCAGAGAACCCAGAAUGGACCUUUAACCACUUAGCGGUGGACCACCGAAAUGGGAAUGUGUAUCUUGGCGCGGUGAACCGCAUUUACAAACUCUCACAAGGUCUGGAUGUGCAGGUCUCACACCAGACCGGGCCAGACGAGGACAACCGCAACUGUUACCCACCGCGUAUCGUCCAGCCCUGCAGCGAGCCGCUUUCGCUCACCAACAACGUCAACAAGAUGUUGUUGAUGGACUACAGAGAGAACCGACUGUUGGCCUGCGGAAGCCUCUAUCAGGGCAUCUGCAAGCUGCUACGCCUGGAUGACCUCUUCAAGCUUGGGGAACCUUUUCACAAGAAAGAGCACUACCUCUCAGGAGUUAAUGAGAGUGGGUCGGUCUUUGGUGUCAUCGUGUCGUAUGGGGACUCCUCACCCGACAAGCUGUUCGUGGCUACGGCGGUAGACGGGAGGCCAGAGUACUUCCCGACCAUCUCUAGCCGUAAGCUGGCCCGCAACUCCGAGGAGGACGGCAUGUUUGCGUAUGUCUUCCAUGACGAGUUUGUGGCCUCCAUGAUCAAGAUCCCAUCAGACACCUUCACAGUUGUGCCGGACUUCGAUAUCUACUACGUCUACGGCUUUGGAAGCGGCAACUUCGUGUACUUUCUCACACUGCAGCCGGAAAUGGGCGGCGGCCCAGCUGCGGGCUCGUCCUCGGCCGGUCGAGAACAGGUGUACACCUCCAAGCUGGUGCGCCUCUGCAAGGAUGAUACAGCGUUCAACUCCUACGUGGAGGUUCCUCUAGGCUGCGUGAAGGGUGGAGUGGAGUAUCGCCUCCUGCAGGCUGCCUACCUGUCCAAAGCAGGAUCCAUCCUGGCUCAAACCCUGAAGGUGGGGCCGGAUGACGACGUUCUCUAUGCCGUGUUCUCCAAAGGCCAGAAGCGACGUCCCAAGGAAACGUCUCAGGAGUCGGCCUUGUGCGUGUUCUCCUUGAAGGAGAUCAACGAGAGAAUUAAGGACAGGCUGCAGUCCUGUUACAAAGGCGAGGGAACAUUGGAUCUGGCUUGGCUCAAAGUGAAGGAUAUUCCCUGCAGCAGUGCGCUCCUGACUAUUGAUGACAACUUCUGUGGCUUGGAUAUGAACGCCCCUCUAGGGGUAUCUGAGAUGGUGCGUGGAAUUCCUCUGUUCUCUGAGUCCAACGAUAAAAUGACCUCUGUCAUUGCCUAUGUCUACAAGAACCACUCUCUGGCCUUUGUGGGAACCAAGGGUGGGCGGCUGAAGAAGAUUCGAGUGGACGGGACGCCCCACGGAGCUCUGCAGUACGAGACGGUGCAGGUGGUGGAGAGCGGGCCCAUCCUGCGGGACAUGGCCUUCUCCGCUGAUCAGCACUUCCUGUACGUGAUGUCGGAGACCCAGCUCACGCGUGUUCCGGUGGAGGCUUGUGAGCAGUACUCGUCAUGCAAUGAGUGUCUGGGCUCCGGGGACCCUCACUGCGGAUGGUGUGUGCUGCACAGCAUGUGCACCAGAAAAGAAAAGUGUGAGCGGUCGUCCGAGCCACGCCGCUUCGCCUCCAACAUCAAGCAGUGUGUGAGGCUGAGCGUCCACCCCAGCAACAUCUCUGUGUCCCAGUACAGCGUCACGCUCGUCCUGGAGGCUCACAAUGUUCCAGAACUCUCUGCCGGUGUGAACUGCACAUUUGAGGACCUGGCUGAGAUGGAUGGGCUGGUGGAGGGGAACCGCAUCACCUGCAGCUCCCCAGCCGAGAAGGAGGUGCCACGCAUCGUCGUAGACCAAGGUGACCACCAGAUUGUUCAGCUCUACCUCAAGUCUAAAGAGACGGGCCUGGCUUUCGCCAACACGAGCUUUGUGUUCUACAACUGUAGUGUCCAUAAAUCGUGUCUUUCCUGUGUUGGAAGCCCAUACCAAUGCCACUGGUGCAAAUACCGCCACACCUGCACCCACGACCCCCGCAGCUGCUCCUUCCAGGAGGGCAGGGUCAAGCAGCCUGAGGAAUGUCCUCAGCUGCUGCCUGCUGAUCGGAUCCUGGUACCGGUGAACGUGGUGAAGCCCAUCACCCUGCGGGCCAAGAACCUCCCCCAGCCUCAGUCCGGCCAGCGCGGGUACGAGUGUGUGCUCACCAUCCAGGGGGUGGAGCAGAGAGUCCCUGCCCUCCGCUUUAACAGCUCCAGCGUCCAGUGCCAGAACACAUCAUACUCGUAUGAUGGGAUGGAAAUGAGCAGCCUCCCUGUGGACCUGACGGUCAUCUGGAACGGAGACUUUAGCAUCGACAAUCCAACCCAAAACAAAGUGCACCUGUAUAAAUGCGACGCCAGAAGGGAGAGCUGUGGCCUGUGUCUGAAAGCGGACCCUCUGUUCGGCUGUGUUUGGUGCAAAGCUGAAAAGAGGUGUACGCUCAAGCAGCACUGUCCCCACCCGCAGAGCAUGUGGCUGGAGCACAACGGCAUCAACAGCAAGUGCACACACCCCAGGAUCACCAAGAUCACCCCCAUGCGAGGGCCACGAGAGGGGGGCACUCUGGUGACAAUCCGGGGGGAGAACCUGGGCCUGGAGUUCCAUGAGAUCCAGGGCAGCGUGAAGGUGGCGGAGGUGGAGUGUACGCCCGUCGCAGAGGGAUAUAUACCUGCAGAACAGAUCGUGUGUGAAAUGGGUAAAGCGGAGAAGAGCCAAUACGCCGGAAACGUUCAAGUGUGUGUCGGAGAGUGUCAGCCUGAGUUCAUGGCCAAGACAUCAAAGUACUACUACUUUGUGGUCCCCAAAUUGAUGGCCCUGAAGCCCAAUCGAGGACCGGUGUCUGGGGGCACAAUCGUCAACAUCACAGGCAGCAACCUGGAUGCUGGAAGCAACGUGUCCAUCAUGUUCAAGGACCAGAAGUGUACCUAUCACAGGAGAGGGGGUCAGUGGAUCACGUGCCAUUCUCACACAUCCACGCAAGGCUACGGUAACGUGACGGUGUCUGUGUUCGUGGACAAGGCCCACAUCCAGAAGGACCUCAGGUUUGAGUACGUGGAGGACCCCACCAUCAUCAAACUGGAGCCGGAGUGGAGCAUUUUCAGUGGGAACACGCCAGUGACAGUGACUGGUACCAACCUGGACAUCAUUCAGAAUCCACAAAUCAGAGCCAAGUACAACAACCAGGAGACGACCAACGCCUGCCAGGUGCUGAGCCCCACCACCAUGCUGUGCCAGGCCCCGGCGCUGCCCGGCAGCCUGAACAGGGAGGAGGUGGUGGAGAAACCGGACGAGUUCGGCUUCAUCCUGGAUAACGUGCAGGCCGUGCUCGCCCUCAAGAACAUCAACUUCCUCUACUACCCCAACCCAGCGUUCGAGCCCCUCAGUCCCUCCGGCGUUCAGGAGCUCAAGCCUGGAUCUCCUAUUAUCCUCAAGGGCAGGAACUUCCUCCCCCCCACACCUGGCGGCAACGGAAAGCUGAACUACACUGUCCUGAUAGGAGAAAAGCCCUGUACGCUAACCGUAUCCGACACCCAGCUGCUGUGUGAAUCACCCACUCUAACUGGACGCCACAAGGUUCUGGCCCGUGUGGGUGGGAUCGAGUUUUCUCCAGGUGUGGUCCACAUCACCUCUGAUAGUCCCCUCAGCAGCACGGCCAUCAUCAGCAUUGCAGGCGCGGGAGGCCUCCUCAUCCUCUUCAUCGUUAUCGUCCUGAUCGCCUACAAGCGCAAGUCCCGCGAGAGCGACCUGACUCUCAAACGCCUGCAGAUGCAGAUGGACAACCUGGAGUCCAGAGUGGCUCUGGAGUGUAAAGAAGCCUUCGCGGAGCUGCAGACCGAUAUUAACGAGCUGACCAGUGACCUAGAUGGAGCCGGCAUCCCUUUCCUGGACUACAGAACCUACACCAUGCGCGUGCUCUUCCCCGGGAUCGAGGAGCAUCCUGUGCUCAGAGACCUGGAGGUACCAGGCUACAGACAGGAGCAAGUGGAGAAAGGUCUGAAGCUUUUCGGCCAGCUGAUCAACAACAAAGUGUUCCUGCUGUCCUUCAUCCGGACUCUGGAGUCUCAGCGAGGCUUUUCCAUGAGGGACCGCGGCAACGUGGCCUCUCUCAUCAUGACCGUUCUGCAGAGCAAGCUGGAGUACGCCACCGACGUGCUCAAACACCUGCUUUCUGACCUCAUAGACAAGAACCUGGAGAGCAAGAACCACCCCAAACUGCUGCUCAGGAGGACGGAGUCUGUGGCGGAGAAAAUGCUGACGAAUUGGUUCACGUUUCUGCUGUACAAGUUCCUAAAGGAAUGCGCAGGCGAGCCUCUGUUCUCCCUCUUCUGUGCCAUCAAACAGCAGAUGGAGAAAGGCCCCAUUGACUCCAUCACCGGAGAAGCACGCUACUCUCUCAGUGAGGACAAGCUCAUCAGACAGCAGAUCGACUACAAGACGCUGGUGGUAAACUGCAUACACCCAGAAAAUGAGAAGAGCCCAGAAAUCCAGGUGAAGGUGCUGAACUGUGACACCAUCAACCAGGUGAAGGAGAAGAUCCUAGACGCCAUCUACAAGAACGUUCCUUACUCCCAUCGCCAGAAAGCCUCAGACAUGGACCUGGAGUGGCGUCAGGGAAGAGGGGUUCGAAUCAUCCUACAAGAUGAAGACAUGACCACAAAGAUCGAGAGUGAUUGGAAGAGGCUCAAUAUGCUGUCCCAUUACCAGGUGCCUGACAACGCAGUGGUGGCUCUCGUACCGAAGCAGGUCACUGCCUACAACUCUGUCAACAACUCCACAGUCUCCAGAGCAUCUGCUAGCAAAUACGAAAACAUGAUCAAAUACACAGGCAGCCCGGACAGCCUCCGCUCCCGCACACCCAUGAUCACGCCCGACUUGGAAAGCGGGGUCAAAGUGUGGCAUUUGGUGAAGAACCACGAACACGGAGACCAGAAGGAGGGCGACCGCGGCUCCAAGAUGGUCUCUGAGAUCUACCUGACCAGGCUGCUGGCCACCAAGGGCACGCUGCAGAAGUUUGUAGAUGACCUGUUUGAGACCAUCUUCAGCACGGCGCACAGAGGAAGUGCCCUCCCCCUCGCCAUCAAGUACAUGUUCGAUUUUCUGGACGAGCAGGCUGAUAAGCACAGCAUCCACGACCCACACGUCCGACACACGUGGAAGAGCAACUGCCUACCUCUGAGGUUUUGGGUGAACGUGAUCAAGAACCCUCAGUUCGUGUUCGACAUUCACAAGAGCAGCAUCACGGAUGCGUGUUUGUCCGUGGUGGCGCAGACCUUCAUGGACUCCUGCUCUACAUCCGAGCACCGGCUGGGCAAGGACUCGCCCUCCAACAAGCUGCUGUAUGCCAAGGACAUACCCAGCUACAAGAGCUGGGUGGAGAGAUACUACUCAGACAUCAAUAAGAUGCCUGCCAUCAGCGACCAGGAUAUGAACGCUUACCUGGCCGAGCAGUCCCGUAUGCAUAUGAACGAGUUCAACACCAUGAGCUCCCUCAGUGAGAUCUACUCCUACGUGGGAAAAUAUGCAGAGGAGAUUGUGUGUGCGCUGGAGCAGGAUGACGCUGCCAGGAAACAGAGACUGGCCUUCAAGCUGGAACAGGUGGUCGCCUUCAUGAGCCUGGAGAGCUGAGGACCACGUCUCCCAGAGCGCACUGGGAGAUCCGUCAGAAACCGAGCCGUGCCUGAGCGAAUACCUGUCCAUCUAUCUCAUCUCUUCUUCUUAUUGUUUUUUUUUUUUGUUCAUUUUUCCGCAAACCCACUUCUUUGUACCUUCCUUGAAAAUCCAACCAACCUAUCAACCAAUCAACCCACCGAGAACCCACAUCGCAUUAGCUCUGCUUCCUAGAUGAGUAGAGAAGGAGCCAUGGAGCUGGAGACUACUACUACAUUACCCAUGAUGCAAUGGGAAGGAAGGGGAUUGGCUCCUGGCCCCCUUAGGAGGAGAGGUGGUCGCCUGCAAAACUCCACCUCCGCCUCAGCGGCGUCCUCUGUCCUUCCCUUCGAAAAGGAAUAAAAGCGGAACAAAAAAAAAUAAAAACGAACUGUUACAUUUAUGUUGCCUUCAAAAAUAUAGCUGUUAAGCAAAGUGUUUCAGACCACAAUGUUGGGUGUUUUGAUUUCGUUCAGACUUUCUGACUAAGGUAGUGUAUGAUGCUACUGUAGAGUCCAGUCAAUUGUAGUACCAAAACACAGAGAAAACGGUAUCUGUCGGUACUGCCAGACUAGCGGGACUGCAGACCAAUGGGUCACGAUGAAAAAUAAAACAAAAACUGAAAAAAAAAAUUAAAAAAAAUAAACUUGAAUCCCGAGAAGAUUGUGUAGAGUUUACAAGACAGAUGUCUGUCUAUAUGUUCUACAUAUCUUGAGAGUGCUUAAAAGAAAAAACAGUCACAAAAGAAGAAAGAACACUGCAAAUGUCUCUCUCUGCUGUCGUUUAAACAAAGAAAGAAAGGAGGAAGGGAUUGAGGGAGGGAUGUGUGUUUAAACCACUAGGGUUCAUCGUACGAGGAGGGGCGGCACUUUUGGCCUCCCCUGACUCGACUGGAUCCUGACUGACUGUGAAACUUUUGAGUGUAUCUUUGUGGCGUUUCUGCUGUUCUCCCGAGAGAGAGCAUCCUAGCAUUCGUCCAGCUUUAGCACAUUACGGAAAUUACGGAACUGAACCCUGUCUUAUCAAGAAGAAGAAGAAGAAGAAGCAGAAAAGAAAAGAAAUGAAAAGCCAAGGUUUGAUCGAAACUGACACACAACACAAGCACAUGUACAAACAAAAAAACAAACAAACAGAACCUCAAGCAAGCAAAGACCCUCCUCCUCUUAGCCUCGCUCUUCACAAAGCCAGGCCAUGUCUGGGGGCUUUCUUUGGGCUUUCUAAAUGAGAGAGUGAGUGAGUGAGUGAGUGAUUGAGUGAGUAAAGAAAGAAGGAUGGAGGUCAUUCUUCUACUCUAUUCUACUCUAUUCUUAGUUUAACAAAAAGAUAAAAAUAAAAAAGCACACAUUCUCUAGCUGCCUCAGAUUGCAGAUCCGUGGACUGGAGCUAGACGCUUAUUGAAGACUGGACUGUUGCUCUAAAAGACGGCAGGAUUAAAGCGUGUAAUGUAAAGUAAAGUAAAGUGUGUAUGAGAGAAAGAGAAAAAGAGAGAGAUAAAAGACAAGAGAGAGUGCAGAGAGAAUGCAGUCGUUCAGAGUCGUUCACUGCCACACUCACACAGAGAAAGAGAGAAAGAGAGAGAAAGAGAGAGUCCACACGAAACGCUCUGGAAACACUAGGAAGACUCGAAAGAUGAAACAUGAAGAACCAGAUAUAAAAAUUGGUCAGCAGAAAAAAAAAUAAACCAAAGGAUGAAAAACAGAACACAAGGUGGACAGGUGCGAAAGAGAGAUGCUGACGAGAAAACGAACAAAGCGCUUUUGGUACUCAACCUGGCAGUCCGCAGGGCGCGCAACCAAAGGUCUAUCUGCCGUCUGCAGAGUUUGAACCUCCGAACAGCAGAGUUUGAGCCUCUAGUCACCCAUGCUGGUGAGACUUGAUGAGAAGUUUUCUUUGCACACGAUGGAUCGAUAGAUCGAUGGACUGAUGAUGAGUUCUUGUAAGGAAACCCUGACCCCUGAGUGUAAGGGCUCGCUCCUGCUUAAGUGUACAGUCUGAUCGAGGCGAUCUCCUGGCUUGGCCCCUUUCCUGAAACACGUCCCAGCGCUUCUAGGUCCUUGUCAUGGUCGUGAUUGCCAUUGUUGCGUUGUUGCGCUGUUGCUUUGUUGCGUUGUUGUCUUUUGGGGCAGUCUUGAAGCCUUUAGGGUCCCCAGGCAACCAGCAACCAGCACCCGCAACCGAACAGCGCAGAGAGACGUAGACACGUAGAGACACCGUACACCCGUCGACUGUAACCUCGACAAAAAGGGACAGAGAGACCGCCAGGCUGCCCUCUUUGUCCAUUAACCUCUGACCUUUCUUUUGCCUUGACAGAGUGCUCCAAUGUGGUGAUUUGAAUGUGCAGAGACCAGUCGUGGUCCACUUGGGUACUUUUGGCUUUUUAAGCGCAUGUACUUCAAUUUAAACUUCGUAAAAAAUAAAAGAGGAAAAAAAAAAACGAAAAUAGAGAAAAACAAGCCUUGCUAAAUGAUGAUGUGGAUGUGUUCUUUUCUUUCUUUUGCUUGGAAGAACAAGACGGAGGGAAAAAAAUAAUAAUAAUAAAUAAUAAAUAAUAAUAAAUAGCUGCAACUUCUGUUAAGGUGGAACCUUUAUCCCGCUCACCUGCUCAACGGUCAUCCUCAUGUUUUGUGGAAGUGUUAUAAAUAAUAAUUAUGAUUAUGAUUACAAUAAGAUUUAAGAAUUAAACCAUCGAUACCGUAAGCAAAUAUAGUAUAUAUACCCUUGCAUGUUGACCUAUUUGGAUGUUAUGAAAUGGAACUGCCUUGCAAAGCUAUUUAUCUAACGCUACUAGGAAUUCUUAUUCUGAACAAUAAAGAGAAGGAGAAAAAAAAGAGAAAAGCAGACAAAAAAAACAAAAACUCUUCUUUUAGACCAUCACAGGAUAGUUAGUUGUUACAUCGGCAUCCAUCUCUCCCAUGCAGAGAAAUCUCCAU
Messenger RNA from Astyanax mexicanus (Mexican tetra), 9183 nucleotides. It is a transcript of the gene plxna4, whose product is annotated as plexin A4. Gene Ontology annotation, biological process: semaphorin-plexin signaling pathway involved in axon guidance; regulation of GTPase activity; negative regulation of cell adhesion. Gene Ontology annotation, cellular component: semaphorin receptor complex. Bases 521 to 6232 code for a protein of 1903 amino acids. The record is from RefSeq and is a predicted model, not a curated record. Gene Ontology annotation, molecular function: protein binding; semaphorin receptor activity. The transcript is spliced from 32 exons. Lineage: Eukaryota; Metazoa; Chordata; Actinopteri; Characiformes; Acestrorhamphidae.